UAAAACUGUAGUGCAGAAACAAAACGACGGCGUUUUCGUACUUUAGAGAGAACUUUAAUUUAAUAAUAAAAAUAAACCCUACAAGGAUCUUCACCCUUACGCAUCAAACAAAAGUUGCAGACUAAACGGCAAAAUUCAUCUCCGUAAAAACUGAGCUGCGGCGAGAACUUUGGAGCUCCGGAUAAUUAAAUAGGCGAGAAAAAUAAAAAAACAUGGCUUAUUCAGCGAUGAAGCCCGGGAAGGCCGGUUUAGAAGAAUCACUGGAGCAAAUCCAUAAGAUCAGAAUCACUCUCUCUUCAAAGAAUGUGAAGAACCUCGAGAAAGGAACCAAUACUUGGGACAGAUUUGAACUCAGGGUUCACAAACGGGUGAUAGAUCUCUUCAGCUCGCCUGAGGUGGUUAAGCAAAUCACUUCUAUCACCAUUGAACCCGGUGUUGAGGUUGAGGUCACUAUUGCUGACUCUUAGACAAAACUCUUGUUUAUGUUUACAAAACCGCUUCAAAAAAGAAUGUAACUUUCUGUCUUUUUUUGGUCUUACAUCUUUUUGUUUCUGGUUAGUGCAACCUUAGAUUCUUUGGUUUUCUAUAGUUUUGAGAUGGGUUUUGUUCAUCCUCUUUUUUCUCUCAUCCAUUAAGAGACCUUAAUGAACAAUUUCACGAUCUUGAUUUCAUAUAUAAUCUCAGUUUCUGACACUAAA
This is a messenger RNA of Thlaspi arvense, 698 nucleotides long. The record is from the annotation of a GenBank genome assembly. Lineage: Eukaryota; Viridiplantae; Streptophyta; Magnoliopsida; Brassicales; Brassicaceae.